Molecule: messenger RNA, 984 nt
Organism: Phanerochaete carnosa HHB-10118-sp
Lineage: Eukaryota; Fungi; Basidiomycota; Agaricomycetes; Polyporales; Phanerochaetaceae
Exons: 4
Coding region: 1-984 (327 amino acids)
Molecular function (GO): hydrolase activity
Source: RefSeq, a predicted model, not a curated record
AUGCGAUACAUCAGCGCGCUAGCAACUACUCUACUCGCCCUCCACCACAGUGCAUCCGCUCUCAUGGACCCGUCGCUGUACAAGAACGUCAUCACCUCACGCAACCUGACCUACCACUACUACUUCUCCCCCGCCCAGCCUCAGAAGCCGACCUUGCUGUUCUGUCAUGGGUUCCCAUCCACGAUUCACGACUGGCGCCACAUUGCACCCCAGCUACAAGGGAAGGGCUACGGCGUGGUCGUCCCCGACAUGCUCGGCUACGGCGAGACCGCCAAGCCUACGGACCCGGCGGCGGGUUCCAAGGCGGUAUCGCGCCUCGCAAACUAUUAUCCCGAGCGGUUCCUUGCCUACGCGUUCUUCGCAGUCCCUUUUAUGAAGAUAACUCCCCCGAUCAACUUCCAGAUAUACCUAGACUACUUGAAGCAGCUGUAUGGGUACGAGAUAUACGCCUAUUGGACCUUCUUCAGCGCGCCAGAUGCGAAUGAAGUCCUCCAAGCGCACAUAGAUUCAUUCGUCAGUCUUAUCUAUCCGUACGAUCCUACGAUCUGGAAGGCGCGCUUCGCUCCGACGGGCGCCAUGAGGGGUAGCCUGCUCGAAGACUAUGUUACCCCUCGGCCGUCCUACGUGUCCGAGGAAGACAAGAAGCACUUUAUAGAGACGUUCAGGCGCAACGGGUUUGAGGCGCCGACGUGCUGGUACAAGAUCAUGACGAGCCAGCUGUCUGCCAAGGACGAAGAGCAGGUCCCGUACGAACGUCUCCUCCCGCCGGCGAGUGCGCCCAUCUACUUCGGUGCCGCUAAGUACGACUAUGUCUGCCUUCCCGAGAUCGGCUACACUCUGUUUGGGGGAGACAGUUUCAGCAAGCACAAUGUGACGGAGAAAGAGUACGACGCGGACCACUGGCUCAUUCUCUCGAACGGAGACGAGAUUGCCCGUGACCUUGACGCGUGGAUUGAGAGCAUCGUUGUUGCAAAGGCCAAUUAA